AGUAGUACGAGAAAAACACACACAAACGUAUCGAUAAAGAAAUCGAAGAACAACACGCGUUUUGAUCGACAUCCGUCGGAUUGAAAUUGUGAAAAAUCCCGUGGCAGGUCAAAAUAUGCCUAGCUCAUAAACUAACAAAGUGCUUAGUUGAAGAAACGCGAUGAGUAAAGGCAACGAAAACGAACCGGCAAAGCUACUGCUCCCCUUCUUACAACGAGCUGAUGAGUUGCAAACUCACGAUCCUCUCGUCGCUUAUUACUGUCGGUUGUAUGCCAUGGAACGAGGAUUAAAGAUUCCGCAAACUGAGCGUACUAAGACUACAAAUGCUCUUCUUGUUUCUCUUAUGAAACAGCUUGAGAAGGAUAAAAAGUCACUAGAGUUGACACCGGAUGAUGGUUUACAUAUAGAAGGAUUUGCACUGAAUGUCUUUGCCAAGGCGGAUAAGCAAGACCGGGCUGGCCGAGCUGAUAAGGGUACUGCAAAGACCUUCUAUGCCGCUAGUAUUUUCUUUGAAAUUCUUAAUCAAUUUGGCCAACUUCAACCUGAUCUUGAGCAGAAACAGAAAUAUGCAGCAUGGAAAGCUGCAGAUAUAAGCAAAGCUCUCAAAGAAGGAAGGAAACCUGUUCCAGGCCCUCCUGGGGUUGAUAAUGAUCUAUCCAGUCCGUCUAGUAUUGGUUUUAAUCCUGAAACAAGCAAUAUGGAUCCGGCUCCAAAAUCAGCACCAGAAUUUGAUCCAUCGUCUCACAACUAUGAUAAAAUUGAUCGGCAACUGUCCUCAAAUACUGCUCCAUCACAUCCCUCAAGCUUUUUAUCAUCAACUUCUCCCAACAUUGCUCCAUCUUCUUAUACUAGUACUACCAACAAAAUUCAAUCCCCUAGUUUCCCUCAGCCCCCCUCGACUGAUGAUUACCCAUCUCAUAAUUUCCAUCAACAACCUCUGAAUGAUGAUUAUCCGUCCCUUCAACCACCGAACCUCACUAGCAGAUCAGAAAAUAAUUCAAAUGAUCAUCUAUAUCAGCAACAGCCAUUUCCAGAAGAACCUCAACCUCAUUUGCCACAAUACCAAACUCAAGACAUUCCAUCUCAUUCAUUUCCAAACUUUCAGACUUACCCUAGUUUUACCGAGAGUAGUCUCCCUGCUGCUCCAUCACAUUACCCUUCUUUCUAUCAAGGUCCUGAUUCUUCAUACAACAUCACAUCAGCUUCCAUUCCAUUGAACUUCCCUUCAACAGCACAGCAGAGCUCAAAUGGUAGAAAUGGAAACAUUCCAGACCCUGCACCUAUUUCUGUCCAAGAAUAUCAAUACGAUAGCAAUUAUCAGCCUUCGCCUGAAAAGAUUGCAGAGGCACACAAGGCGGCAAAGUUUGCAGUGGGUGCACUGGCAUUUGAUGAUGUCUCAAUUGCCAUUGACUACCUUAAGAAAUCACUUGAACUUUUGACGAAUCCGUCUGCAGGUCAGUGAGUAUUGUUUGAGGAGUCCUAUAACAGGAAUGCUGGGUAUACGUCAUUAGAUUAUGUUAUAGUUUUUUUGGCCCAGUCUGUAAAGUUUUUAUAUAUAUUUAACAAAGAAGUUUGUCGCCGUUAUUUAACAAAGGAGUUUGUUCGUUGUUCCCCAAAGAAGCUGCUUUUUUCAGUCAGGAAAGAGUAGAAAGAGUUAGGAGGGUGAUACUUGUUAUGAUUGGAACAGUUGAUGCUCUUUCCUUGGUUUUGCUUCUGAAAUGGUUUGCAAAAUGUGAAACUCUUGUAUACCAUUUAUAUUUUUUUAAAACAAGUGACCCUUGGCUUUUGUUGCA
Molecule: messenger RNA, 1793 nt
Organism: Daucus carota subsp. sativus
Lineage: Eukaryota; Viridiplantae; Streptophyta; Magnoliopsida; Apiales; Apiaceae
Product: protein HOMOLOG OF MAMMALIAN LYST-INTERACTING PROTEIN 5-like
Biological process (GO): late endosome to vacuole transport via multivesicular body sorting pathway
Cellular component (GO): multivesicular body
Source: RefSeq, a predicted model, not a curated record